AUGGAGCUGUCCACACUGCCCGGUGCUGGAGCCGACUCCGAAUUCUUCUUCAACAGCAGCCGCCUGCGCGACUCGCCCUGGGGUCCCUUCCCCAACGAGAGCUUCAACCACACGGGGCUGCCCGGGGCCAAGGACCCCACCUCCAUCAUCAUCGCCAUCGCCAUCACCGCCCUCUACUCCGUGGUGUGCGUGGUGGGGCUGCUGGGGAACAUCCUGGUCAUGUACGGCAUCGUCAGAUACACCAAGAUGAAAACGGCCACCAACAUUUACAUCUUCAACCUGGCCCUCGCAGAUGCCCUGGCGACGAGCACGCUGCCCUUCCAGAGUGCCAAAUACCUGAUGGAGACCUGGCCCUUCGGGGAGCUGCUCUGCAAGGUGGUCCUUUCCAUCGACUACUACAACAUGUUCACCAGCAUCUUCACACUGACAAUGAUGAGUGUGGAUCGCUACAUUGCCGUCUGCCACCCGGUCAAGGCCCUGGACUUCCGCACCCCAGCCAAAGCCAAGAUCAUCAACGUCUGCAUCUGGGUCCUCUCCUCUGUGAUUGGCGUGCCCAUCAUGGUCAUGGCUGUGACCAAGUCAAAAGAUGGGAUCGUGCUCUGCAUGCUCCAGUUUCCCGACCCCGCCAUGUACUGGGACACGGUGACCAAGAUCUGCGUGUUCAUCUUCGCCUUCAUGGUGCCCAUCCUGGUCAUCACCAUCUGCUACGGGCUCAUGAUCCUCCGCCUCAAGAGCGUCCGCCUCCUCUCGGGCUCCAAGGAGAAGGACCGCAAUCUGCGUCGCAUCACCCGCAUGGUGCUGGUUGUGGUAGCGGCCUUCAUCAUCUGCUGGACGCCCAUCCACAUCUUCGUCAUCGUCUGGACGCUGGUGGACAUAGACAAGAAGAACCCCUACGUGGUGGCCAGCUUGCACUUCUGCAUCGCCCUGGGUUACACCAACAGCAGCCUCAAUCCCGUCCUCUACGCCUUCCUGGACGAGAACUUCAAGAGGUGUUUCCGUGAGUUCUGCCUGCCCUUCCGGUCCCGGAUGGAGCAGAACAGCUUCUCCCGAGCGAGGACCACCACCCGGGAGCGCGUCUCCACCUGCACCCCUUCCGAAGCCCUCAAUAAGCCGGCAUGA
Messenger RNA from Emys orbicularis (European pond turtle), 1119 nucleotides. It is a transcript of the gene OPRD1, whose product is annotated as opioid receptor delta 1. Gene Ontology annotation, cellular component: plasma membrane; neuron projection. The transcript has 3 exons. Gene Ontology annotation, molecular function: neuropeptide binding; G protein-coupled enkephalin receptor activity. The record is from RefSeq and is a predicted model, not a curated record. Gene Ontology annotation, biological process: G protein-coupled opioid receptor signaling pathway; neuropeptide signaling pathway. The coding region runs from base 1 to 1119 and encodes 372 amino acids. NCBI's taxonomy places the organism in Eukaryota, Metazoa, Chordata, Testudines, Emydidae.